Molecule: messenger RNA, 1397 nt
Organism: Daldinia loculata
Lineage: Eukaryota; Fungi; Ascomycota; Sordariomycetes; Xylariales; Hypoxylaceae
Exons: 4
Coding region: 166-1125 (319 amino acids)
Source: RefSeq, a predicted model, not a curated record
AACGGACGGUUGGAAGUGGUAAGAUGGCGUUGACUAACCCCUAUAUAGAUAGGAGCGCCAUCAAUUCUUGUUCCUGUUGAUUCAUUCUUAUGAGAGUCCUAGAAUAGGAGGUCGAUGUAGAUUUAUUCGUUACCUAGGUAUAUAUUAAAAAAAUCUAUUGUCAACAUGGCAUCAUCAAAGCUACCCCUGAAAGUUCGGGUUGGCAUUCGUGAUCACUGGGACAACGUCGAUGCCCCCCUCCAAGCGACGCGGUCUGCCUUAAAGGAGACUCUUGGGAUCGACGUAAUACUUGAGAUUAACUGGGAUAUUGUCUUUUCUCAUUUAAGUGCUGACUAUCCGGAUAAGUCUACAUUUGUUCCUUCGAUCGCGGCUGGUGUCCAGGCAUUCCUCGACGGACUGCGGGAGAUAUUGGAUGCCGAUCUGAACCCGGAAUGGACUAAUACACUUCUCGAGAAUGCAAAUGGCUGCUUGAAACUUCUAAUAGGCGUCUCUAAGAAAGAGGAGCCAACGGUUCUUUGGUCUACAAAAAGCGUAGGCUUCCAAGUCAACCUCCCUAAGGGCACAAUGCCGUCGGCGAUUCAGAUGCAGUCCUCAUUCAAAAUUCAACUCGUUGAUUGUUUUGAUGACCCACAGCCUUCCUUUGAUGACUGGGCGGACAUUUCUACAGAAGCUACAAGAGAACGCCCGGCCAUAGCAGACGAGCAUAAAUCAUUUGACAUACUACCAAAUAUCAGCCUUCUACCAUGUCCGGACGACCUACUUCUCAAGCCACCGUAUCAUCUAACUGUUUAUGGCGGAGGUAAGACUACAGUCGAAGUUCAGUGCAGUCAUAGCCCGACAUUAGAGCUUCUUGCAGAGUAUCUGAAGAAAUGGUGCAAGGUCAAUCAUCAGGAUACACGACAUCCUCCCGCGGUCGAGGUCGAGUUACAUCAGUCGUCCUUCGGGUUCGGUCUUACGUAUGACCGUCUAACAAUGUCUGUCCAGAACCGUAAUCCACAUUUUCUCGUAUCCCCUAUGAUUGUGCUACCUUUUGUUGAGAGUGUGUUAGGUUACAAGAAUAUAUCGGUUGAUGGGUCUUCUUGGAUCUUCCGAAGGGACAUCGAGUUAAGGAAACCUAGACGGUAAAUGUUGUCUACAAUGUUAUCAAAGGUUUCCAGGAGUCGAUAGAAGUAAUUAUAGGCCUGGCUUUACUUACCUAACAAUUAUAACUUCGGGCUAGGAACAUACCUAGUAACUUAACUGAGCGUUCAACUAAAAGGAUCCUUCAGUAUACAAAGGAACUUAUCAAGGGGCUUAAUACUGGCCUAAUAUUCGGUCUCCUUUCCGAUUGCCUUUCUACCCACCUAACUUUUGAAGAGUUUUGAGUAGAAAAUUAGAGAUCUCGAACGAAACCUUUU